Messenger RNA from Linum trigynum, 2818 nucleotides. The record is from the annotation of a GenBank genome assembly. NCBI's taxonomy places the organism in Eukaryota, Viridiplantae, Streptophyta, Magnoliopsida, Malpighiales, Linaceae.
GAUAAUACUAUUCUAAAUUAACAAAUAUACCCUAUAAUAUUACUUUGCACAAAUAUACCACCCUAUUAUACGUUUGUUUCAGUUUUCUCUUCGUUUUUUAUUCUCCCCUACUCUAUCCACCAGUCCUAAAAAAUUAAAUUAACAAACAGACGUUUCUAGGGUUAGGGUUUGCGAAUCUAAUCUUCAAACAAUCAAUAAAUUAAAAGCGAUUAAUCUGAUGGCAAAAUAAACCGGAGGAGGAGGAAGAAAAGAAAGGUCAGUAAUCUUGUAAGCCUCCAUAUCAGGGAUUUUGGGAGAUCUUCAGGUCCUUUCCCCCCACUUUAGCCUUCCCGCUAAAACGAAGUUCGGCCGCCUGGGACGCGCGUAAUCACCAGCAUUCGGAAAGGAGAUUCUCUCCCCGUUGUCUGGUUGGAGCGGAGCGGAGAGGGAGAUUUCUGGGCUUCACCGCCCUCUGGCCGUUGAAAUCCAUGAUCGGCAGCGCCCUAUGGACCCUUCCCAAUCGCACGCCCAAUCUCCGAUCAAUGAUGAAGACGAUGAAUGGGACAACGAUGGGUUCGUGAUUCCAAGCUUAGAAAUAGAUAGCAGAGAUCAAUCCACAAAGAAUGAUUCAGAAGUAGAAAUCCCCAAACCUCCUCCUCCAAAGGAUCAAAGGGAAGAAGAGCAGAUUUACUUAGGUCCGCACGGUGCACCACCUUCUCAAGCAAAGCAGCAGCAAGAAGUGAACUCAUCCAGCCGCAAGCAAAGAUUUAAGCAGACGCUGAAGGACGCUGACAAGAGGAUCAGCGGAACAGGGCGGGAGAAUAAGUUGGAGAAUCUGCGGGAACUAGUUGGUGGCGGCGGUGGUGGAGGAGGGAAAGCAGGCACCAAGAUGCAGCAGCAGCAGAAGACGAGCUCUUCUCCUAAGGAAUGGCUGGACCCUCAUUGCCAUGAAUCCCAGUUUGAGAAGUGGCAUCCACAGUGAACUCUACAGUUAGUUUGAAGAUUUAACAAUCCGUUAGAAACAUCAGCUUGUCCUGGCCAUGCUUGCUGACAACGAUAUUAAUAAUCAUUUAGCUGAACCUGUUGAUGCUGGUUUUUUGCCCAGUUCCAUCGUCUCCUGCUUCGGCUCAUCCACGAAUUAAAAGCACUAAUGCACAAGUAAAUAUUCAGGUAAGAGACAAAGAAACUGUUCAUACUCGAAUUCCUCUAGCUAAUUAUAACGAAAUUAAUCAAACACAACAUAGUCAUUAUAUGAUUUCCUCGACCAUAGGCAUCACCGCAAUAUUGUUAAUCAGUGUUCUCAUAUAUCUUCCCUAGCCUAAAUAACCAGUGUUCUCGCACAGCUACAACUACGAACAACAUAUAUAUAGUAUAAUGUCAUCAACCCCGUCAACUCUUUUUUUUUUUUUUAACAAAUAAGCUCACUUUUAUUCCAACGCUUUCAAGAAUAAGCUCACUUUUAUUCCGCAAGUGAGUUCAACGUCGAGGCGUACAAACUCAACGUUGACCCACGGUACGGUAUUGAUUGGAUGACUAAGAUCAACUCAUGGUGUUGGUUGGUUUGUGAUCUGUAAUAGAAACGACUUGCCAAUCGUUCAAUAUGCCUAGCUAGCUAUAUCUAGCUAUAUGCGAAGGGAAAAACCAAAAACAAAAACAAACCAAAAAAAAAAAAAAAAAGAGGGAAGAAAACCUCUCAAGCAUCUAUAUGGGUGGAAAUUGGGGUGUGUGUGGUUACCCGCCCCACAUUUUGCGGGUAACCACAUCCACAAAUAUGGAAUUAUACUACUCACAACCCGCCCCACAGUGGGUAGUGGUUAACCACUAUCCACUGCGAGCUGGAUGUGGAUACCCACAAAAAAUUCUCUUCCUUCACCCUUUGGAUUCGUAUAUGAUAAACCUAUCGGUCGAGUGACGGCAAAAAAAACACAUUGAUUUAAAACUAAGUAAAGAAGCCCAAGACAUGGAACGAGGGAAGAUCCGAUAUUCAAAACCUCCUAAGUAGUCAACCUCCCUCUCCUCGGUUCACUUCACUCGCUUACAUGUCACUUCACUUUCUUUAGGAAAUGCAGAUUGAUAACGAGUAUGGAUUGGAGGGGAUCUAAUCUUAAUAUAUAUAGCAUCUUUAUCAGCGACAUGACUCCUUGCAUUUUUAAUUCGAAUUUUUUUGGAUAAAUGGAACUCUCUCCCGAGUUGCGAAAUUAGCGUAUUCUUACACAAAAAACUACAUAAAAGAAAGUUAAUCAAUAAAGUGUUAAAUAAACUAUAAACCACAUUUAUCGUCUUUGUUUUGUUAUAAAAUAAACAUAUACCACACGGACAAUACUUAUUUAAUAAAAGUAUCACAUACGAACACGGUGUAUUGACUUAGUUUUAUUUUAUAAAAUAAAUAUAUAUUUGAUUUUGGAGCCUACUUUAAUUUGUAGCAUUCUAUUUUUCACAUACUUUAAUAUUACAAAGUAUUAUUAAUAAAUAAAUAUACUUAGUUGGUUAUUGUGGGUUUUGUGGGUUAAUCGCUGUGGAUAGUGGUUAACCACUAACCACAAAAAUCAAUAUUUUUCUACUCACACCCAACCCACUAUCCACAAAUUGUGGAUAUGAUUACCCACAAUGUAUGCGGUUGGUGCGGUUUGUGAAUUACCCGCAAUCCGCAAACCAAACUUCACACCCCUACAUAGAGCCAUAGAGAAAGAAAUGCUCCACUGAGCGAGUAGUGACUGCUACUAGUGAUAGUGGUCUAGUGGAGCACUGAAGACAGAAAAACAAAGGUCUCUUUUCCAAAGUCAUAUAACACAAUUUCGACACAAAAAUAAAAAAGGGUUAAUUAAAUGGCUUAAGUGGA